AUGGUUAAUCGAAGAAAGGUCAUGGUUCGAUGCAAGAUUGAAAACAUCAUAGGUACUUCACGACCACCCUUUCCGCCGGUUCUUACUGCACAGGAACUUCUCCCUAAGGGAGAAAAAUCCAAAAAUAAAGAAAAUGUUAGGAUUCCCAAUGCGUUCAUCGCGUACAGGAUGGCGCUAGUAAGGGAAUUAAAAUCAAAACUUGUUCCCUGUAAUCGAUCAAACAUUUCUUCUCACGCAAGUCGUCUGUGGAAACAAGAGCCCAAAGAAGUCAAAGACGUUUACAGGAAAAUGGCAAAUGACGCACAGUUGUUAUUUAAUCAGAUUAGAGGACUUACAUUCCUCUACGAACAAUCCAUUCCGAAUGGUAAAUUUAAAAGAGAAAUUGAAAGUCAGUCAUCCCCGACACAGGAUUUCGAAGGGAAAGUCCUUACAACAAAAUGUCCACAAUAUGAAGCACCAAUGCAACAAGAAAAUGUCAUGUUGAACCCUCCUUCCGUUUUGAAUCAUGAACAACCGAUGUACUACGAUAAUUCCGUUAUGUCCUCUCCGGAAUCUUCAGCUUCCUCGAAUAUUCAAACAUUUGAUCAAAGUCUAAGCGGUCAAAAUCCCUUUUUCUAUGUAAAUACUAGAAAUAUUGUACUUGAACAACGAGUUCAAGAGUUGGAGAAUCAGUUAGAAUUUUUUUAUCAAUUGUACUUUGGAGGAUACCACAAUUAUUCGGCAUAA
Messenger RNA from Funneliformis mosseae, 726 nucleotides. The record is from the annotation of a GenBank genome assembly. NCBI's taxonomy places the organism in Eukaryota, Fungi, Glomeromycota, Glomeromycetes, Glomerales, Glomeraceae.